CAUAAUAGGCCCCACGUAGGAACUUAUUUUAUUCUCAUUCAGUGGGGCGGCUUUUCUCGUCGGGAUUUCAUGCAAUCCGGUGGCCUUUCGUACCGUAAAUCAGAUUUGUCCUUCUUUUAUUCUCGGGUCAGCUACAGUUGCUACUUCGCCUUCACGGCGACACCCAAACUGGCCAAUCUCUUACUGGAGCUCUACGCUGGAAGCGUACCUGAUCGACAAUCCAGGCUGCAUCUCAAUAACUUAAAUACCUGUUAAUUACAC
Phytophthora sojae is the source of this 261-nucleotide messenger RNA. RefSeq lists its product as hypothetical. The transcript has 2 exons. Bases 70 to 255 code for a protein of 61 amino acids. Lineage: Eukaryota; Oomycota; Peronosporomycetes; Peronosporales; Peronosporaceae. The record is from RefSeq and is a predicted model, not a curated record.